AUGUCGAUUAUAGAGUAUUAUAACAGUAGGACUGACCCUUCUAUUUCAUUGGAAUUUUUUCCGCCAAAAACAGAAUCAGGUAAGAAUAUUCUAUUAGAGCGUAUCCGCAGAAUGAGUAUCAUGGAUCCAAGUUUUAUAACAGUGACAUGGGGCGCAGGAGGUACCACAGCUACAAAAACUAUUGAGCUAGCUUCCGAAAUCUCUAAAAAUUAUAGCAAUAUACCUGUGUGUAUGCACUUGACUUGUACUAAUAUGGAACCUGAACUUAUUGAUAAAGCUUUGGAAGAAUGUCGAAAGGCAGGAAUUAGAAACAUACUUGCGCUGAGAGGUGAUCCACCUAUAGAUUUAGAUGAUAAUAUUAGUAAUGAUAAUCGAAAUGACCUACUACAUGAUGCAAAUAAUAAUACAAUGGAUGAAGAUGUUCCAGGAUCUUUAGAAGUACCAACAAGUUUUAUUUAUGCUUCAGAUUUAGUUAAGUAUAUUAAAUAUAAAUAUGGAAAUGAAUUUUGUAUAGGUGUAGCAGGUUACCCUGAAGGGCAUUUUGAUAGCUCUGGUGAAUAUGAUCAAGAUCCUAUCAGAGAUUUAGCAUAUUUAAAACAAAAGAUUGAUGCAGGUGCAGAUUUUGUCAUAACACAAUUAUUUUACGACGUUGAUAAGUUUCUUGAAUUUGAAAUGAUGUUUAGACAACAGGUAUCUAAGGACAUACCAUUAUUUCCUGGUCUAAUGCCAAUAAAUUCCUUUCAUUUAUUUAAUAGAGCUGCAAAAUUAUCCCAUGCAACGAUCCCAGCAAAGAUACUUGAUCGAUUCCCCCCUGAAAUACAAUAUGAUGAUGACUCUGUGAAAUCCAUUGGUGUUGAUAUUUUGAUAGAAAUCAUAGAAGAAAUAUAUAAGAGAACGCAGGGUCGAGUCAGAUGUUUUCACUUUUAUACAUUAAAUUUAGAAAAAGCAAUUGCACAAAUUGUAUCUCAAUCACCAACCUUAUCAUAUAUUUUGGAAGAAAAUGAAACGGAUGGUAUUGGUGCUGAUGAUAAUAAUUAUACAAUAUUAUGUGAUAACGAUAGUAAUGAUAAUAAUGUAAAAAAUUUCAGUAAUUACGACGAUAGGGCCACUAUUAAAAGCCUUGAUGAAAAUAAUCUUAUAACAGAAGAUGAUGCAGAUAUUAUAUCAAUGGAUGAUAUAGAAAGUAAUAUUUCCUUAUCUGGAGAUUUCAGGAAAAGAAGAAGAAGAUCAAGUGUAAUAUCUGUGGAAUUGAUUAGAAAUCGUGUAUAUAUUCAUAAACAAGAUGAACCUCACAUAACGGAAAAAAUACCGACUAAAAAAUUUUUAAUAUCUAUCUCCAAGGGUAAAGGCACAUUAGGUCGCCAUGCUACAUGGGACGAAUUUCCAAAUGGUCGUUUCGGUGAUUCACGUUCUCCUGCAUAUGGUGAAAUUGAUGGUUAUGGUCCUUCAAUCAAAGUUAGUAAGAAGAAAGCAUUAGAACUUUGGGGUCAACCAACUAAUAUAUUAGAUUUAAAAAAUAUUUUUAUUAGACAUUUAGAAGGAUCAAUUGAUGCAAUUCCAUGGUACGAUCAAGGUUUAUCUGCAGAGACAGCAUUUAUCCAGGAAGAAUUAAUUCAAUUAAAUGAAAGAGGUUAUUUGACGUUAGCAUCACAACCUGCGACUAAUGGAUCGUUAAGUUCAGAUAAGAUCUUUGGUUGGGGUCCUAAAAAUGGUAGAGUUUAUCAAAAAGCAUUUGUAGAAAUGUUUGUUUAUAAACAACUGUGGGAAACUGUGUUGAAACCUAAAUUAAAACAUUAUGGACGUCGUAUUGUCAGUUAUUAUGCAGGCGAUUCUCAGGGAAAUUUUGAAACAAAUUUGGAUCCAAAUAGCUCAAAUAUUGUUACUUGGGGAAUUUUCCCUAACAGUCCAGUGAUUCAGACCACAAGAAUUGAGGAAGAAUCGUUUAAAGCUUGGAGAGAUGAAGCAUUUAGUAUAUGGUCUGAAUGGGCAAAGUUAUUCCCACGUAAUACACCACCGAAUAAAUUUUUAAGACAAGUACAUUCAGACUAUUGUUUAGUGUCAAUAGUUCAUCAUGAUUUUAUAGAACCUGAUGAGUUAUGGGAAAUCUUAUUGAAUUGA
This is a messenger RNA of Arxiozyma heterogenica, 2118 nucleotides long. It is a transcript of the gene MET12, whose product is annotated as methylenetetrahydrofolate reductase (NAD(P)H) MET12. Gene Ontology annotation, molecular function: methylenetetrahydrofolate reductase [NAD(P)H] activity; FAD binding. The transcript has a single exon. Gene Ontology annotation, cellular component: cytosol. The record is from RefSeq and is a predicted model, not a curated record. NCBI's taxonomy places the organism in Eukaryota, Fungi, Ascomycota, Saccharomycetes, Saccharomycetales, Saccharomycetaceae. Gene Ontology annotation, biological process: tetrahydrofolate interconversion. Bases 1 to 2118 code for a protein of 705 amino acids.